AGUGAUAUGAAGAAACUAAGAAAACGUGUAUCUGAGACCAUCAAACAAGGCAAUAAUCUAAUGUUGAUUAAUUCUAACACUGCUGUUAAAGAAGAAUCCUUCAUCACUGUCUGUGACUUACUUGUCACAUUCAGUAAACAGCUGGGUAAAAAUGCUGCAGUCUUAUCCUCGCUUAUUUAUACCCCAGACAGAGAUCUACAGGACAAUGUCACAUCAUUUAUCACAGAAAAUAUUUUUGUGGAAGAAGAUGAUGCACAUCACGAUGAUGAAGAAGAUGAUUCAGCAAAGAUUGAGAUGCUACAUAAACGUCGUAAUCUUCUAGCAUGCUUUUGUAAAUUAAUUGUAUUCAAUAUAAUCGAGAUGAAGGCAGCGGCUUCUGUCUUCAAGCACUACAUGAAGUAUUAUAAUGAUUAUGGAGACAUAAUAAAAAUGACUCUAGCUAAAUCAAGGGAGAUCAAUAAAGUAGAUUGUGCCAGAACUCUUGGACUUAGUCUUACGCAGGUUCACCAGUUUUCUAACUGUUCAAUCUGA
Saccoglossus kowalevskii is the source of this 531-nucleotide messenger RNA. Its product is annotated as cohesin subunit SA-1-like. The record is from RefSeq and is a predicted model, not a curated record. Gene Ontology annotation, biological process: sister chromatid cohesion. Gene Ontology annotation, molecular function: chromatin binding. Gene Ontology annotation, cellular component: chromatin; cohesin complex; nucleus. NCBI's taxonomy places the organism in Eukaryota, Metazoa, Hemichordata, Enteropneusta, Harrimaniidae.